Messenger RNA from Perognathus longimembris pacificus (Pacific pocket mouse), 3133 nucleotides. It is a transcript of the gene Nacc2, whose product is annotated as NACC family member 2. NCBI's taxonomy places the organism in Eukaryota, Metazoa, Chordata, Mammalia, Rodentia, Heteromyidae. The transcript is spliced from 6 exons. The record is from RefSeq and is a predicted model, not a curated record. Bases 731 to 2497 code for a protein of 588 amino acids. Gene Ontology annotation, biological process: regulation of transcription by RNA polymerase II. Gene Ontology annotation, molecular function: protein binding; RNA polymerase II cis-regulatory region sequence-specific DNA binding; DNA-binding transcription factor activity, RNA polymerase II-specific.
GCCCAGUCUCCAGUCCCCUGGAAGAGUUGAGCUGGCGGCGGCAGUGCCGCCCUGCAGACUGUUGGGAAUAGUUUAAAUGCUUUGACACCGGGUCUGUGCGCGAUGGCAGGCAGGCAGUUUACUGGGUAAUUCAUAUGCAAAACUGCACUAUAAAUUUCCAGGCUGUCUCAGUUGCUGUGGCACCGUGAAGCAUUUCUCCACGUACAGUACAGUAUUUCUGCCAUCUUUGUUUGCAUUGCAGUGAGUCAUCAAAAGUCUGUCUUGCACCAACACCCGGAGCCGUGCAUUCCUCUGGCACCAACGCGCCCCUGUUUUUAAAGCCGGGGCUGGGAGCUGGCAUUUACUUCAGCUCCCAAAUCAAAGGCUCCUAUUCAUUCCCCAGAGCUGCCUGAAUGUUUGUCUGCAUCCGGCCGCUUCAUUGAGAUGCCGCGCGCUGCCCGGGAGAGCCGGCCUGGGUGCAGCUGAGCUGCGGCCGCCGAGCCCGGCGCCCGGCUCUCCCCCCGCCCCCCCCCCCCCCCCCCCGCCCGGCUCCUCAGCCCUCCCCACCCCAGGGCUCCGGCUCCGUUUGCUGCAUUCCCGGAGCGGCGGGCGGGCGGGCCGGCGUGCGUGGAGUCUGCCCUGCCAGGCUGAGCGGGCAGCGUCGGCCGCCGGCCGGCCACCGCGGCGGAAGAUGUGCCCCACCCGACCCGCGCCACGCUGAGUCUGAGGCCUGCCCGCCACGCCGCCCGCCAUGUCUCAGAUGUUGCAUAUCGAGAUCCCCAACUUCGGGAACACGGUCCUCGGCUGCCUCAACGAGCAGCGUCUCCUGGGCCUCUACUGCGAUGUGUCCAUUGUGGUCAAGGGCCAGGCCUUCAAGGCCCACCGGGCCGUCCUGGCCGCCAGCAGCCUCUACUUCCGCGACCUGUUCAGUGGCAACAGCAAGAGCGCGUUCGAGCUGCCCGGCACCGUGCCGCCAGCCUGCUUCCAGCAGAUCCUGUCCUUCUGCUACACGGGCAAGCUCACCAUGGCGGCCAGCGAGCAGCUCGUGGUCAUGUACACGGCGGGCUUCCUGCAGAUCCAGCACAUUGUGGAGCGGGGCACAGACCUCAUGUUCAAGGUGAGCUCGCCCCACUGUGACUCGCAGACUGCCAUGAUCGAGGAUGCCAGCUCCGAGCCCCAGAGCCCCUGCAACCAGGUGCAGCCAGCCGCCGCCGCCGCCGCCUACGUCUCCUACCCGUCCGUGCCCAUCCCGCUGCUGACCCGGGUCAAGCACGAAGCCAUGGAGCUGCCGCCGGCCACAGGCCCGGGCCUGGCUCCCAAGCGCCCGCUGGAGACGGGGACCCGGGACGGCGUGGCCGUGGCGGUGGGGGCCGCGGGGGCGGCUGGCACGGCCCCUCUCAAGCUGCCCCGGGUCUCCUAUUAUGGGGUGCCCAGCCUGGCCACCCUCAUCCCCAGCAUCCAGCAGGUGCCCUACCCCCAGGGGGAGCGGACCAGCCCGGGGGCCAGCAGCCUGCCCACCACGGACAGCCCCACCUCCUACCACAACGAGGAGGACGAGGAGGACGACGAGGCCUACGACACCAUGGUGGAGGAGCAGUACGGCCAGAUGUACAUCAAGGCCACGGGCAGCUACGCAGUCCAAGAGAAGCCAGAGCCUGUGCCGCUGGAGAGCCGCUCCUGCGUCCUCAUCCGCCGUGACCUCGUGGCACUGCCCGCCAGCCUCAUCAGCCAGAUCGGGUACCGCUGCCACCCCAAGCUCUACUCAGAGGGUGAUCCCGGGGAGAAGCUGGAGCUGGUGGCAGGCUCGGGGGUGUACAUCACACGUGGCCAGCUCAUGAACUGCCACCUCUGCGCAGGGGUGAAGCACAAGGUCUUGCUGCGGCGGCUGCUAGCCACCUUCUUUGACAGGAACACGCUGGCCAACAGCUGUGGCACAGGUAUCCGCUCAUCCACCAGCGACCCCAGCCGCAAGCCACUGGACAGCCGAGUCCUGAAUGCUGUGAAACUGUACUGUCAGAACUUCGCCCCCAGCUUCAAGGAGAGCGAGAUGAAUGUGAUCGCCGCGGACAUGUGCACCAAUGCCCGCCGCGUCCGGAAACGCUGGCUGCCCAAGAUCAAGUCCAUGCUGCCAGAGGGCGUGGAGAUGUACCGCACGGUCAUGGGCGCCUCCGCGGCCGGCCUGCCCCUUGACCCCGAGUUCCCACCCGCCACCGCGCAGGUGUUUGAGCAGCGCAUCUACGCCGAGCGCCAGAGCGACGCGGCCACCAUUGUGGCUCUGAGAACGGACGCGGUGAACGUGGAUCUGGGCACGGCCACCAGCUCUGCCUUCGAGGCCCACGAGGAGGCCGAGGGGGCCGGCUCCGUCAUCCAGGAGGUGGCCGCCCCCGAGCCCCUGGCCGCCGAGGGCCAGAGCCCCUCGCAGCCCUUCGAGCAGGGCAGCGCCAGCUCCAGCAGGCCCCAGACGCCAGCCGCCGCGGCGACAAGAAGGCCGGAGGGCAGCUACGCGGGGACUUUGUAAGGGCCUGCGAGGCCAGCUCACGGGGGACCUAGUACUAAAGCUGCUUGCAUGCAUUACUAAUACAAACCAAUGUGAUCAAGCCACUUACCUACUGAACUGCUACUGCUGCCUGACAAAAAUGUGAUUUUUAUUCUGCCUGUAUUUAAAAUGGAUGAAGGAAACACAUGCAUUCAUUAUACUGUAAACAGAUAAGCCGCUGGCCACCUGCUGGGAGAGGCUCCCGGCUCCCCUCCGGUACGCCCAGGUCAGCCUCGGGGGUAGCGGCCCUUCCCCCUCCCGGGGAGGGGUGAGAGCCCUGCCCUGCCUCCCCCGCCCUUCCCACCCCGCCUGCCCUGGAGGAGGAAGCUGGGGGCAGGUGGGGCUGGGGUGCAUGACACUCCAUUUCUUACCCAUGGGGACCCCACUGAGCAGGGGGCAGGGCUGGGCCCCCAGAGGCCAAACUCCUUGUUUUUCCUUCUUCCUGAGCUGCCACCUGUGUGUGGGAGUGAGCGUGAGCGUGAGUGAGUGUGCAAGCGCGUGUGUGUGAGUGAAGAGAACAGUGGCCAUGCCGCACCCGUUACUGUUGCCGGGCACCCGUGGGUGGAGGACCCCGUCCUCCCUCCAUCCCCACGUCCUUGCCCUGCCCCCGCCCCGCAG